AGUAGCAUUAACUUUAUGCGGGUGCGCGCAGGCGCCGUGAGUGGGCUGCCGCGCCGGCGGGCGGAGCGCGCACGCGCAGUGCUGCCCGAGCGGCUGCCCGCCGUGCGCGUGCGCGUGCGCGUGCGCGGCGGUUCCGCUUCCCGGGCGAGCGGCAUCUCCUUCCGGGGCGGCCCCGCACCUUCCUGCGGCGGCGAGAGCGGCCUGGUGGGAGCCAUGGCUCGCAACGCGGAGAAGGCCAUGACGGCCUUGGCAAGAUUUCGUCAAGCUCAGCUUGAAGAAGGAAAAGUUAAGGAGCGAAGACCUUUCCUUGCAUCAGAGUGUAAUGAAUUGCCUAAAGCUGAGAAAUGGAGGCGACAGAUCAUUGGGGAAAUCUCCAAGAAAGUGGCACAGAUUCAAAAUGCUGGGUUAGGUGAAUUCAGAAUUCGAGACCUGAAUGAUGAAAUUAACAAGCUUCUGAGGGAGAAAGGACACUGGGAAGUCAGGAUAAAGGAGCUAGGAGGUCCUGAUUAUGCUAGAAUUGGACCUAGAAUGCUAGAUCAUGAAGGGAAAGAAGUUCCAGGAAACAGAGGUUACAAAUAUUUUGGAGCCGCGAAGGAUUUACCAGGUGUUAGAGAACUUUUCGAAAAGGAGCCCCUCCCGCCACCCCGGAAAACUCGUGCUGAGCUUAUGAAGUCCAUUGAUGCAGAAUACUAUGGCUACAGGGAUGAAGAUGAUGGUAUUCUGGAGCCACUGGAACAAGAACAUGAGCGGAAAGUUAUAGCAGAAGCAGUGGAAAAAUGGAAAACGGAGAGAGAGGCACGACUUGCAAGAGGUGAUGAGGAGGAAGAAGAGGAAGAAAACAUCUAUGCUGUCAAUGAUGAUGAGUCUGAUGAAGAAGGUGGCAAAGAAAGAGAAGGUGAAGAAGGCCAACAGAAAUUUAUUGCACACGUUCCGGUGCCAUCUCAACAGGAGAUCGAGGAAGCUCUUGUACGGAGAAAGAAGAUGGAGCUUCUUCAGAAGUAUGCUAGUGAAACUCUUCUGGCCCAGAGUGAAGAAGCAAAAAGACUUCUAGGGUUGUAACCAUUGCAUCAGUAUGUCCUGGUUUUUAUAUAAUCCAUCCUAAAGCAAUAGGUUCACAUAUUCCUGUAGCAGUUUCAAGUAUUCUGGAAACAAUAUUGUGUAGCUCAAAGUACCUGUGGAUGUUAGCAAAAAGACAUGAUCAAGUUAUGGUGCAUGAUCUGAAAGGUGAAAGAACAUUUUGGUUUAUCUUCUGAAAUUACUUGCUCUUCAGUGUUAAAGACCACCAAGCCUAGAUUAAUUUAGUCUGUUUUCAGUAACUGCCUUCAGUGCUUUCACUGCACAGUGCAGUAACUGUGCAGUGGUGCCUCUUAUGGGUGGAACAGUAAAAGCAAUAACUUCUUAAAACCUGAGGGAAAUCUGGUUGUUACUGCUAUUCUGAGAGUCUCCUGCAUCCCGACUGUAAGCAUACACGUUUAUCCUUUUGAUUACUUCUACACCAGAUCUGCUUACUGGAAUAGCUAAGAACCUGUUUAGAGAUAGUUUGGCAGAUCUCAUGACUUUGAAGUUGAUUUGGUUCUUUAUCUGACAGUGCAUUUUUAUGCAGUAUGUCUAAAAGCUCAUUGCCCUUUUAUAAUUUGUAACUGUGCCUGGUUGGAUUGCUCAAGUGCUGAAUAUUUCAGCAGGUAUUGUAAAUACUUUCACCUUUGUAAUGUCUUGUUAAAAUAUUUUUAGUAAAUCUUUUAUAUAAAUUUA
Molecule: messenger RNA, 1752 nt
Organism: Rhea pennata
Lineage: Eukaryota; Metazoa; Chordata; Aves; Rheiformes; Rheidae
Gene: ISY1
Product: ISY1 splicing factor homolog
Exons: 11
Coding region: 16-1059 (347 amino acids)
Biological process (GO): generation of catalytic spliceosome for second transesterification step; mRNA 3'-splice site recognition
Cellular component (GO): post-mRNA release spliceosomal complex; post-spliceosomal complex; Prp19 complex
Source: RefSeq, a predicted model, not a curated record